This is a messenger RNA of Boleophthalmus pectinirostris (great blue-spotted mudskipper), 1678 nucleotides long. RefSeq names its product TP53 induced glycolysis regulatory phosphatase a (gene tigara). The record is from RefSeq and is a predicted model, not a curated record. Gene Ontology annotation, cellular component: cytosol. NCBI's taxonomy places the organism in Eukaryota, Metazoa, Chordata, Actinopteri, Gobiiformes, Gobiidae. The coding region runs from base 121 to 999 and encodes 292 amino acids. Gene Ontology annotation, molecular function: fructose-2,6-bisphosphate 2-phosphatase activity. Gene Ontology annotation, biological process: regulation of pentose-phosphate shunt; positive regulation of DNA repair; fructose 1,6-bisphosphate metabolic process. The transcript has 6 exons.
UCAGUCAUCACGCAUCAUGUACACUGAACUACAGUGGCCUGUAUGGCUUAGCCGUAGCUACAUAGUGACAGACACAGCUGGCUGGUUGGUACAGUCCUAUAGCUGUCGGCUGCUCGAUACAUGACCACAGUAAGGCUCGGUUCGCCGUCGUGCAAUGGGCUAACCUAUAGGUUAUUGUUAAACCGGGACGGUGCCUUCAGAUCCAACGAGAAGAGAAUGACUACUCUCAUUUGUGGACUUACUCUUGUCCGACAUGGAGAAACCAGCUAUAACAGAAAGGGUAUUUUACAAGGUCAAGCGAUAGACUCACCUCUGUCUAAUAUUGGAUUUAAACAGGCAGACGCUGCAGGACUCUACCUUAAGGACGUCAAGUUCAGCAAUGUUUAUGUGAGCGAUAUGUUACGAGCACGUCAGACCGCAGAAUCCAUAUUGAAACAUAACUGUAGCUGUUCAGCUUCACAAAUAAAUUGUGACUCUUUACUCAAAGAAAAGAGUUUUGGAAUAGCAGAGGGACAACAAGUGAAGGAAGUUAAGGAACUGGCCAAAGCAGCGGGUCAGUCUUUUCUAGACUUCACUCCUCCAGGGGGAGAGACUGGAGAACAGGUCAAGGAGCGUUUCAAAGCUUUUUGGGACAAACUGCUCCAGCAGAUUGGGCAGGAGCACUGGGAGACACAUGGAGGAAAGAGUGGCUCCUCUGUAGCACCGAUACAGGCUCCUGUGGAGGGGAGGGCCCACGAUGGCCUUCAGGACGCCCCUGUCCAUGUGCUUGUUGUGACUCAUGGAGCUUAUAUGCGUGAGGCUGUCAAGUAUUUUAUGGAAAACUUAAAUUGUUCCAUUCCUCAGGUUUUGAACAAAUCACAUAUGUUGUCUUUGAGUCCUAACACCGGCUUGUGUCGUUUUAUAGUUUCACUUGAGAAAGAGAAGGACUCGUUCAGACAAACACAGAUCCACUGUGUUUUCAUGCACAGAGCAGAUCAUCUUCAGCCCUUAGGGGAAUGACUAAAAUACAGUUUAUACAUGUGACAACAACAUACACAAACCUAUACUUUUAAUAUAGAAGGACAGAUCAAGUGAUGUGUUGUCAUAGGGCUUUGGUAAAAGUUAUGGCUUUAUCACUUUGCAGAGUGUAGUUGCUCAUUAUAGUAAAUAGGAAAAGUCCUGUUAACUAAUGAGUUUCAGAGCUUCUAUAUUUAUCCUUCCAGUGUUUGGAUUUGCGUAGGAGUAAAAGCUAAAACUGUUCCUGUGUUGACCUCUAGGAAAUAAGUGACUCUGUCAUUGUUGUGAAUUAACACUUGGGUCAACAGAGAAAACCACAUACAGACGUCAUGUGAUGAAACUGCAUCCCUCCAACAUCAACGAUCAUGACAAAGCAAAAUUAUAUCUUUUUAUCUCUCUGCUUUGGUUUAUUGGUAAAUCAUUUUCUCAGAUGACUUGUGUCACAUGUGUACUUUCACAAAUUACAUAAAUAAAUGUCACUGUGUAUUCCUUUUGUAUAGUGUUAUAUAGUAUUGGGUAUGACCAUGAUAAAGACAGCUUGUCUUGAGUCAGGCCUUUUGUGUUGAGUCAGACAGGUAAUCUUCAAACAGUUGUGGAUUUUCAUUUAUUUGUUUAUACAAAAUGUAGGACAAUAAAAUAUAUAAAUAAUAAUUGAGGACAAUAAUAAAUAAAUACUACUUCA